Dromaius novaehollandiae (emu) is the source of this 10627-nucleotide messenger RNA. RefSeq names its product protocadherin 9 (gene PCDH9). Bases 749 to 4426 code for a protein of 1225 amino acids. Lineage: Eukaryota; Metazoa; Chordata; Aves; Casuariiformes; Dromaiidae. The transcript has 5 exons. Gene Ontology annotation, molecular function: calcium ion binding. Gene Ontology annotation, biological process: homophilic cell-cell adhesion. Gene Ontology annotation, cellular component: plasma membrane. The record is from RefSeq and is a predicted model, not a curated record.
AGAAUUUCGGUUCAGAGAGAGAGAGAGAGAAGGAGAGUGUGCGAGAGAGAGACGGGGAGGGAGAAGAGGAGGGAGAGCGCUGUCGCUUGCUCCCAUCACUAAAGCAAUAACCUAUUAAGAUUUUCUUUUCUUUUUUUUCUUUUUUUUCUUUUUUGUGGGCAACUAUCACCCCAGAGAUAAAGAGGGAGAGAGAAGCACCGCCAGCCCAACUCUUGCCAUUUCCACUAAGAACUUGCAGACUUAAUAUAGCUGUCUCUGCACUGGUGAGAAAGGGAUGGAAAUUGUGUGCAGUGCGGAGUGGAAAAUACCCCCGAUGUAAAGAAGUGCACCGGAUUUUGGCUUGCUGUUUGUUUGUGUUGUUGCGUGCAGGUUAAACACCCGAAGGAUCGCCGCUAAUAGAAAUGAAACGUGGAGAGGAUGACUAACGACAGAACUGUGAAUUUGUUCCCUGGAGUUGCUAAUUUGCCACCCCGAAGCAACACAUAUCUCAAGGAGGAAGCGUUUGGCUGCUGCUGAUUUCUCCAAAACUGGUGGUUUACCAGAUGCAUUGUGCUGUAUCUGCUCGAACAGAUCAUUGCUUAGCUGCAGCAGAUCGUCAAAGGUAGACAACCAACUGCUGUCUCCAAAUAAGAAAUGAGAUGUAAUGCAUCCUGCAGUCCAUGCAUGCCUCCUCUUGCAAAUCGCGCAUCAUUCCUCCGUGGAAACCUUUAAGUCCUAAAAUCCGGGAAAAAAGAAUAAAAACAUUAUCAUGGACCUGAGGGAUUUUUACCUGUUGGCCGCUCUGAUUGCCUGUUUAAGGCUGGAUUCUGCUAUAGCUCAAGAACUUAUUUACACUAUUAGAGAGGAGCUGCCUGAAAAUGUACCCAUAGGAAACAUACCAAAGGAUCUGAACAUUUCUCACAUCAGUGCUGCCACGGGGACCAGCGCUAGCCUUGUCUACAGACUGGUGUCUAAAGCGGGGGAUGCCCCUCUGGUCAAAGUGUCCAGUACCACCGGGGAGAUCUUUACGACGUCUAACAGAAUAGACAGAGAAAAACUCUGUGCUGGAGCUUCCUAUGCAGAAGAAAAUGAGUGUUUCUUUGAACUUGAAGUGGUGAUUCUCCCCAAUGACUUUUUUAGGCUGAUCAAAAUAAAAAUCAUUGUAAAGGAUACUAAUGACAAUGCACCUAUGUUUCCAUCCCCUGUCAUCAAUAUCUCCAUCCCAGAAAACACUCUGAUCAACAGUCGUUUUCCAAUCCCAUCAGCCACAGAUCCUGACACAGGUUUCAACGGUGUGCAGCACUACGAGUUGUUAAACGGACAGAGUGUCUUUGGACUGGAUAUUGUAGAAACUCCAGAAGGAGAGAAAUGGCCUCAACUGAUUGUGCAGCAGAACUUGGAUAGAGAGCAAAAGGACACCUAUGUGAUGAAAAUCAAAGUGGAGGAUGGAGGUACCCCCCAGAAAUCCAGCACAGCUAUCCUGCAAGUCACAGUAAGUGAUGUCAAUGAUAAUAGGCCAGUUUUUAAAGAGAGUCAAGUAGAGGUUCAUAUACCAGAGAAUGCCCCAGUAGGCACUUCUGUAAUUCAGCUUCAUGCUACAGAUGCAGAUAUAGGAAGCAAUGCAGAAAUCAGAUAUAUUUUUGGUGCCCAAGUUGCCCCUGCAACCAAAAGAUUUUUUGCUUUAAACAACACCACAGGGCUGAUCACAGUUCAGAGGUCCUUAGAUCGAGAAGAGACUGCUAUUCACAAAGUGACAGUGCUGGCUAGUGAUGGUAGCUCUACUCCGGCUCGGGCAACUGUUACUAUCAAUGUCACUGAUGUAAAUGAUAACCCUCCUAACAUAGACCUCAGGUACAUAAUAAGUCCCAUCAAUGGCACAGUGUACUUAUCUGAGAAAGAUCCUGUCAAUACAAAGAUUGCCCUAAUUACAGUUUCAGAUAAGGACACUGACGUGAAUGGCAAAGUGAUCUGUUUCAUUGAGAGAGAGGUCCCCUUUCACUUGAAGGCAGUUUACGACAACCAGUAUUUGUUAGAGACCUCCUCCUUGCUGGACUAUGAGGGCACCAAAGAAUUCAGCUUUAAAAUUGUUGCUUCUGAUUCUGGCAAGCCCAGUUUGAACCAGACUGCCCUGGUAAGAGUUAAACUGGAGGAUGAAAAUGACAACCCUCCGAUUUUCAGCCAGCCUGUAAUUGAGCUGUCAGUUUCUGAAAACAACCGUCGUGGUCUAUACUUAACAACUAUUAGUGCCACAGAUGAAGACAGUGGGAAAAAUGCAGACAUUGUUUAUCAGCUUGGCCCUAAUGCCUCCUUUUUCGAUCUGGAUCGAAAGACAGGAGUUUUGACAGCCUCCAGAGUUUUUGACAGAGAAGAACAAGAACGUUUCAUUUUCACUGUUACAGCCAGAGACAAUGGCACCCCUCCUUUGCAGAGUCAAGCAGCUGUAAUUGUUACUGUGUUGGACGAAAAUGACAACAGUCCCAAAUUUACUCAUAAUCACUUCCAAUUUUUUGUAUCGGAGAACUUACCAAAGUAUAGCACUGUGGGGGUGAUAACGGUGACUGAUGCAGAUGCUGGGGAAAAUAAAGCGGUGACCCUUUCCAUCCUGAAUGACAAUGAAAACUUUGUGCUGGAUCCUUUCUCUGGAGUUAUAAAGUCCAAUGUUUCUUUUGAUCGAGAACAGCAGAGCUCCUACACCUUCGAUGUGAAGGCAAUUGAUGGAGGACAGCCACCUCGCUCUUCUACAGCAAAAGUAACCAUAAAUGUCAUGGAUGUUAAUGAUAACAGCCCCGUUGUCAUCUACCCACCUUCCAAUACUUCUUUUAAGCUAGUGCCACUUUCAGCAAUUCCAGGAUCGGUAGUAGCAGAAGUAUUUGCUGUGGAUAUAGACACUGGAAUGAAUGCUGAACUUAAGUAUACGAUUGUAAGUGGAAAUAACAAAGGUUUGUUUCGUAUUGACCCAGUGACAGGUAAUAUCACUUUGGAAGAAAAACCAACUCCUAAUGAUGUGGGGCUGCAUCGUCUAGUGGUCAACAUAAGCGAUUUGGGUUAUCCCAAAUCCCUGCAUACUCUUGUGCUUGUAUUUUUGUAUGUAAAUGAUACUGCUGGAAAUGCCUCUUACAUUUAUGACUUGAUACGCAGGACUAUGGAAACACCUUUGGACCGGAACAUAGGGGACAGUAGGCAGCCCUACCAAAAUGAGGACUAUCUCACGAUCAUGAUUGCUAUUGUGGCAGGUGCUAUGGUUGUCAUAGUGGUGAUAUUUGUCACAGUUCUCGUGCGCUGUCGACAUGCAUCCAGAUUCAAAGCAGCCCAAAGGAGCAAGCAAGGUGCUGAGUGGAUGUCUCCCAAUCAGGAGAACAAGCAAAACAAGAAAAAGAAAAGGAAGAAAAGGAAAUCUCCGAAGAGUUCUCUUUUGAACUUUGUGACCAUUGAGGAGUCCAAACCUGAUGAUGCAGUUCAUGAACCUAUCAACGGGACAAUAAGCCUUCCAGCGGAGCUGGAGGAGCAAAGUAUAGGAAGAUUUGACUGGGGCACAGCACCACCAACAACCUUUAAGCCUAACAGUCCUGAUCUUGCCAAGCAUUACAAAUCUGCCUCUCCACAGUCUGCUUUUCAUCUCAAACCUGACACUCCAGUUUCAGUGAAAAAGCACCAUGUGAUUCAGGAACUCCCGUUGGACAACACCUUUGUUGGUGGUUGUGACACCCUUUCCAAACGCUCUUCCACUAGUUCAGAUCACUUCAGUGCCUCAGAAUGCAGUUCCCAAGGAGGCUUCAAGACAAAGGGCCCCUUACACACCAGACAGGCACUGAAAUUUGGAGAUAUGCCGAAGUACUUGUGGGAGAUUUGGGUACCUGACAAACCAUGGGUGUCCCAGCGCCGUGUUACAUUUCACCUCCCCGAUGGCUCCCAGGAAAGCUGCAGUGACAGUGGUCUGGGAGACCACGAGCCGGUGGGUGGUGGAACCCUGAUCUCACACCCUCUCCCUCUGGUUCAGCCGCAGGACGAAUUCUACGACCAGGCCUCACCGGACAAGAGGACUGAAGCUGACGGCAACUCCGACCCCAACUCCGAUGGGCCUCUUGGGCCAAGAGGAUUAGCUGAAGCUACAGAGAUGUGUACUCAAGAAUGCCUGGUUUUGGGUCACUCAGAUAACUGUUGGAUGCCUCCCAGCCUGGGUCCAUACCAGCAGCCAAAGUCUCCUCUCUCCACCUUUGCACCUCAGAAAGAAUGGGUUAAGAAGGACAAACUGGUUAACGGACACACGUUGACAAGAACCUGGAAAGAAGAUAGCAACAGAAACCAGUUCAGUGACCGAAAGCAGUAUGGUUCCAGUGAGGGCCAUUUCAACACUGGCAAUCACAUGACUGACAUUCCUUUGGCCAACUUGAAGUCUUAUAAACAGGCCUCAGGAGCUGUUGAGAGUCCAAAGGAGCACCAGCUAUAAGAAAUGGUUACUUUGGACCAGUGACUUUAGCCUACUUAGACUUGCUAAUACUGUGUGUGUGUCAGAGCUUUAUGUACUGGGUAGACCUCUAGAACUAUGCUUCACCUAGCAGAGAUAUGCAUAUGCUUAUGUUAGCGUCGUGGAAGGUAUGAUGUCCUGCAACAUGAAAGAGUGUUUCUACUAGUUGUGUGGUUUUGUUGAAUAGACAUGAUUAAACUCUGCAGAGAUCUCUCCAGUUUGCAAAUAUCCUUUUUUUGUUUGUUUGUUUUUUGACCCUGGACUGCUGCUAUGAACAAUAGAAGAUGCAUUUGGAGAAUGAGAGAGCAAGAAAGUUCAGUGGAUUACAAUGAUUGGAAAGCAUAUCCAGUUAGAGAAUUGUGCUUUUGUUGUCAUUGAUCUAUGCUGGGACCAUUAUACUUGACAUCAUAUUGCAAACAAAACAACUGAAACUAUAAAUAUUAAACCUAUUGUGCUAUUAACAAUGUUAGUGGACACUUGUAAGUCAAUCAGUGUUCAAAUACUUGUAAAUAGAAGCAAUUAUUACUUACGAAUUUUGUGUACUUAUAACGUUCACUUGAAAAGAUACUGUAGCAUAUUUCUGUGUUUCACAGUUGCUUUUUCCUUUCUUUCAUUUGCUUCCUGUUGUUUUGCUUUUCUUUUCAGUGAUGGUGUUUCUGUGCCGGUAGUCUGUCUGACACACAGUGUUCCAAGGAACUCAAAAUACUUUUCUUAUAAAGGAAGAAAGGGGUGAUAGGGUGGGAGGGAACGUUGGUUGUGGAAAGGGGAAAAAAAAGACUUUUCUUUCUUUGUAGUAGUAAAUGAUGCUGGCAUUCAGGUAGACUUUUUUUCUUUUCCUUUUUCUCCCUCAAAUAUUAAGCAAUGAAAGGACUUAUGUAAGGGCUUGAAACUUUAGCAACUUUGUUUUAACUUCCGUUCUGUUUCAUAAAGCAGGGAAACUGCAAAAUGAAAGAAGAAUAUUUAAUUUUGUGGUGGUGGCAGGGGGUGAGAGGGAACACUUAAUUUGGAAUCUUUGAUCAAGUUAGCUGCAGCCUCCCAUUAAUGAGCAGCAGCUAUCAUGGAUCCCAGUUGGAAUAUAUGGAGGAAAUUCUACAGAAACAAAUACAAUAAUCAUUUUUUUCCAAUUGGGCAAUUGUGUGUCUAUACUUAAGACAGUUUGUAUUGCUGAAACAGCAGCAUUUGUGUUGAUCUUCACCUGCAUUAAUGUUGUAGUAACACAAGUGUUUUUAGACCAUAGCCACAGAAUAUUUAAUGUGUUGUGCCUUCAUGAUGUAACAGAGCAUUCUCCUGGUAGGCUAGUUGGGGGAGCUAAAGGGUUAAAUCUCUAACUAUUGCUGUUUAACUGUUUGUUAUCAUAGUCGGUCAAUGCCUGGCGGGUACCAGUAUCAUGUCACCUCAGUCAAACCAGCAGAGUGACUCCUAAUGUUUAUAAGAUCUAAGUUGCACGUAAAGCAAAUCCAAAUCCAAACAUUCUUAGACGGUUUUUGUUAAGGCAUGACAGAUGAUUUACACAAAUAAAUAGCAUGCAAAAAAAGUCCUUACAGAAAAAAAAAGCAAAAGUUAUCUUAUGCCACAGUGAAACAUCAGUCUUAAAAUAACAAAGUUAUUUAAUCUGAAGGUGAUUUUGUUCUUACCAAAAACACAAGGCUUUUUUUCUCUUUUUUUAUUCUUUUGUAUAUAGCAGUUCACUUUUAUUUUUAUUUUUCCUCCACAGUAUAAAAGGCAUAAAAUGGGUUAGGGGUGCAUUGUUUAUUGCAGUACUUAUGUCAGUUUGUGAGGGGUGUUUGAUGACUUUGACAGAAUAAAUAUCUAACCAGUUAUCCUUGUUACUGCUUUGCCAGUUCAACGUUAUUUAGUUAUUCAGCUCUUGCAAUAAAUGUUCUGAAUUCCUGAUUGUGUUGUGUUAGUUCUUGGGCAGAUGCCUAAGGGACUUUAUUCCUGUUAAUUUCUCUCUUUCUUUCUGUUGUUGUUGGUUUGUUUGUUUGCUUGUUUCAUUCUGAAUUUCCAGUUAUUUUUUCUAAGCAUAUCAUGGUGCAUUUGGUUCACAUAGAUAUGUUUAAGGAUGGAAUAUACAACUGAUAAAUCCUGAGGGCCAUAUUCUGUCAUUCUUACAGUAAGUAGGAAUUUAUUCAAAAGGAGUCCUUUGAAUUGAGUAAAGUGUUACUUACCUAGCACAAAGGUGACAGAAUCUAGCCUAGAUUUGUUAGGCAUACGUAAAACACAAGUAAUAAGCAUCCUUGCACGACUCUUUGUAAUAGUGCAGUGGUAGCUUAUGGAAAAGUCAGCAUUUACCACACCUCAAUCUUUUUGUUCAGAGUAGAAUGAACUGUAGUCAUAUCAAAAUACUGUAAAUGUUUGCUUACAAGAAAAUUUUAUGGCUGUAUAACCACUUUUGUUGCAGCACAGUAAAAAGAAUAAAAUAGAAUAAAAUAAAGCCCAGCAACCUGGAAAAAGAAGUAACAAUAAUUGCUGAGAUUCAAAGCAGAGGUUCACAGAGUUCGAUAUUAAAAAACAGAAAUAAAAUAAUUAUUUGUGAACCCAAAUAACGCCAACUAUUUUUAAUUAUAAGUGCCUUUUAAAACAGAAUAUAUUUGAAAAUUGUUCUAACAGGAACAGAAAGUUCUUUCUUUAUAAAUAAGAAUUCACAGUGACGUAGACGUUGCUACAGAAAGAGAACCCUAUUCUGUUCUCUGCUUCAGUACUUUGUGCUGCCAUCAACCUGUGCAAGAAGAGCACAAACCGAUAUGAUUUGAAUUUCUGGCAAGUGAACAUGUUUUUCAUUUCAUUUUGCAAAAAUGACUUUUGUGUAAUUUUACACCCUUAAGACCUUACCCAAUUUUAAAUAUUUAUUGCAAUUAAAAAGAGAGAAAGAGAGAGUGAGAGCAAGAGUGAGAGCAAAAGAAAGAAAGAAAGAAAGAAAGAAAGAAAUAGCUGUACCACUGAAGACUAUAUCUUAAUCCCGUUAAAGCCAAGGGAAUGUUUUGUGAAGGUUUCGGUGAAUCUGGAUUUGGCUCUGAACAUAUAUUCAGUAAGUACCCAUUAGUUUAGAACCGUUUGGUUUUCUCAAUCAGUAAUACUAGUACUGCUGUCUAAAACUCACACAUCAGAAAAAAAAAUUAAAUCCUGACAGGAAUUCAGUGACAUGCCAGAAAAGGGGCUUUAAAAAAAAUGCACUUCAGAAAAUGAGAAGGCAUCUGAACCUUUGUGAUUUUUUGCCUUUAUUAGGUUUAUAUGGCAUGAAACUAAGCAUUACUUAUAAUUAUUGGUAAUUUGGCCUGGCUAAAUAUGGAUGCCUCUGUCAUGCCAAUUCUAUCUUAUUUUCUUCAGCUAGGAAGACUUGGUGCAAUAUUUUAAUGUACACGUUUGAAAGGACUGCUAACAGUGUAUACCAAAGCUUGCUUCAACACUCAUUUAUUUUUACUCUUCCUGAUGACAGCCCUUUGCCCAAACAUAAAAUUAAAAGUAUGCAUAGAUAUAGCUGUUUAGUUCUGCUUAAUCCUAUGCUAUGCUCAGCACUUACUGAAGGUAGAAUGAUCAGGACCUCUUUCCCAAGGAACCAUGUGAAGGCAGACAAGGAGAUACAUGGAGCAGAGUCAAGGAGAAUGCAGAAAUAUACACUGAUGUUAACAUGUAUGGACGAAAAAAAUGAUACUCAUAUUAUUCAUUCAAUGUGACAAUUAUCUUUUUGCAAGUUACUAAUAGGAACUGUGAUAAGGAAAAAUCAUCAGGACUUGAACAUGGAGUUGACUGAAGUCUAAUGGAGAAACUCAGGAAGCUCUAAAUACAUAAACAACAUAAAGACAGGAAAUAGAUCUGAGCUUGAGGAAAGCAAAAGAGCAAUAAAGAUUAAUAUAUCUGAUAUAAAGAAAAGGGAAAAGAGGAUCACUGGCAGAGAUCAGAAUUUUAAUCUGGGAUGUUUUGAAGAAAGAGAGGCACUAAUAGGUUUUAAGAAAGAGAUGAACAUGGUGAAAAUCAUGGGACAUGGCAACAGGUCAUGUCAUGAGAUCCGUGACAUGACAAAAGGCAUGAGGGGUAGGGUCUGAUAGGCCUUAGGCAAUAGGGUCUAAUAGCUCAAAAGUAGGUUACAAAAAUAUUCCUACUGGCAUGAGACCACUGCAAUGAUAUCACAUGCGGUUUGGAUAGAAGAACAAGUAGUCUGUGGUAAGACCGAUUCCCCGUGACCACAAAAUACUUUAAUGAUUCAGCUGCUUAAAUAAAAUUUCCUUACGGCCUGUGUCUUUGCAAUAAUGUAAGAUAAGCCGUGAGAGUUCUGUACGGGCACGUAUGCUUGCAUGCACAAACACAGACAGUGAAAGUAACUGAGUAAUCACAGCCUCUAAACACUCAAUUAUAUUUUCUGUUUAAUACACUUCUUUGGAAGACUUAUUUUUUGUUCCAAUAUCUGAGCUUUCUUUAAUCUAUAUGCUUGCAGUCCUUCUGCAGUGAUGAAAAACUUGAAAAUUAAAUUGAAACCAAUUAUAGAACACUGCACUACUUUUGGGCAAUGGACAACAUGAUACAAUAUCACCCUGUGUGAAUCAAUUCAAUAUAUCCUGAACAGUUAAGCCCUAAAUGAAUUUUAAUAUUAGUUUUAUUAACUUUUGCUACGGAUCAUCUAGGUGGAUACAUCCAUCACAUAUAAUUAUCCCAUAAUCCAAAACUCUCUCUGACUUUUCCUCUUCCAAAAAACUCUCAUUGGUAGAUAACUAAUUGUGAAAUUAUCAGAUAUCCUUUUUCACAUCCUUUUGCUUGGGUGGAUUGAUUUAUUCUUCCCAUUUGGUUUCCUUGAAAUAUAAUAUAUCCUAUAUAAUACUGCUGCUUAUAUUAUAAACUGUGCUUCUGUGACAGAUCAUUUUAUUCUUUGUUUGCAGUUAGCUGAGCAUAGCAAGAUCAUAACAUAAAGGACCAGAUUUUGAUCCUUCAGGCUUCAUUGAACCUCUUACGAGGCAAAUGAUCAGGACUGGUCCAUAAUUAGUAACAAGAAUAAACAGCAAAUCCUUUAGUAACCAGUGGACCAACAAAUGCUUGAGAAGAAGCAAAUUUGUAAUCUCCAGGUUUUUAAACACAAUGUAGUUUAUUCGUAAACUGUAAUUAAUGCUACUAAAGGCAAAAUUAGAGGCUCAUUCUUUUUUUGACAUAGACACAUCACUUCACUGGAGACUAAUUUGUGUGCUGAUAUGUGUCCUCACCCUGCAAAAUACUGUGCGGCUCUUUUGAGGCAUUGAGUGCCUUUAAUUUCCGUAAAGCAUGACAGUAAUCGUCCUUUUGUGGGAGAAGCUCAGCAUUUCACAGGACUGGGUCCACAGUGGGAAGAAUAUCACAGACAUGCAUGCCAUAUGUUAAGUUUCGAAGCACGAAUGCUUUCUCUAACUGCAACACCUCAUGGCUCUACCUACAGCUGUAAGUUAAUACUGCUACCUAACUGUCCAAUAGUAAAAGUAUGUCUUUAAUUACCAGAAAGGAUCUCAAAUUCUCAUUGUAUAUUAUGACGAGAAAGAACUGAAGGAAAGUAAUGUCCCUCAUUUUAAACAUUACUUUUUUUGACCACAGACAUUUUUAAAUCAACCUGUUGUGCCUAGGUAUUGCAGCACAGUCUAGUAUUGCAUGGCAUGUAAAUAGAUACCUUAAUUACUCAUAAUGAAAUGAUUAUAUAUACAUAUAUAUAUAUUAUAUAUAUAUACUUAAAUAUUAUCUAUCACAUAAUUACUCAGUAUUAUUUAAUGGAAUUUUGGGAAUAUGAAUUUUGUUGUUUGAUGUACUUUAAACUGUAUGAAGCAGCAUAUUCUUAAGACUACCCUCACCAAUGCUUUUGAUUAUUUAUUCAUUAAAUAAAGUGCUUUCUUUUGCUUGUUAUAAUCCUGUUUGUACAACCAUGUGAUAAUGUUAAAAUGGGUAAGUACUGUAUGGGAAUUAUAACUGUUUCUUUUUUUGUCUAAAUAUAUGCCUAUAACAAUAUUUAUUAGUGAUCUGAGUUUUAAGAAUGUGUCUCUUUAUGUGUUUACUAUCGCCUUGUACAUCGUCCAAAUUUAAAGGAAAGCUGAGCUAACAUUUCUUCAUGUAACUCUGAAUGCCCCAAUGGCUUUUAAAUGAUUGUUUGCCCUUAUUCAUAAGUGAAAUUUGGAUGAGAUCUGUACUUUGAAUCAUCUGUAAAAUAAAUACAAUACUUUGGGUUCGCUUACUGUA